Molecule: messenger RNA, 1123 nt
Organism: Paramacrobiotus metropolitanus
Lineage: Eukaryota; Metazoa; Tardigrada; Eutardigrada; Parachela; Macrobiotidae
Product: peptide-N(4)-(N-acetyl-beta-glucosaminyl)asparagine amidase-like
Exons: 3
Coding region: 215-1123 (302 amino acids)
Biological process (GO): glycoprotein catabolic process
Cellular component (GO): cytoplasm
Source: RefSeq, a predicted model, not a curated record
UCCGCAAAGGCGAACAUUCACAUUUCUGCUUCGCUAGUUUCCGCUUUUUGACCGUUAACCAGAACCCUAGAAGUUGAGAAGUUAGAUAUUAGAAAGGUCACCGCUGCGUGUUGCACGAUUGUUGUUUUAUAUACUUGAUUACCGCGUAUAUUAGCUACUUUUUUUAUUUCCUGCUUAUUAUAUUGUUAUCUACUCGAACUAAACCAAGCUAAUAAUGAAUACGUGGAAGAAGCGCCUGAACUUUACCAGCGACAUCUCGCAGGACACGGAGUCCGCACCGUUGCCGUCCACCAGCACCAUCAAUCCGCGCAACCCCCGGGCCAACCGGCUGUUGCACCAGCGCUCAGCGGAGCCGCACACGGAAUGCGCCCGACUGAAUCAGCGUUCCAUGUCGUUAUCCGCCGAUCCGGCCAUGACCACCGGUCUGCACCCGUCGCUGAGCGCUCUGGCCACCAGCGCCAUGUGUCUGCAGCGCUUAAUUGCCGCCGGCAGCGCCCUGAUGAGUGUGGGGAAGAUUGUCGGCAAUGUCAUCCAGCCGACACGCACGGAAGUGGCCUGCCGGAAACUCCACUUGGUCUAUUCAUCGCGCACCGACGAGUACAAACGCCUGACGGAUGCCUCACGUCACGGGAUCAAAGGCUGGAAGAAUUUGGUGUAUGCGGAGAAGAACAUGGAAUUGGUGACGGAGCACCGUUACAUGGCCGGGAGUGAUGUGGUCCGCGUAUUCUUGGCACGCACGCCGGGGUCCAAGUCGGCAUUUCUGCAGUGGAAUUUCGAUUUGUCUUUUACCGGCAUGCGCAUCAAACGCUUGAUGAUCCGCUGUCAAUAUGAGAUCUUCGAUGACGGUGCGGUGAGUUUUUACCUCACCAGCGACGAGCACACCAGCAACCAGCAGAUUGUCCUCUUUGGCACAUCCGAGAAUCUCAAAUGCAUACCGGAAGCGGUGGGCUGGUCACGCUUUACCCUGACGGCGGAGCUAUCCUGUCGGCGCGGCUCCUGUACCUUCAAGCAUUCACAGCUGUGCUGUCAGCCGCAACGCACGAAACUCCUGGAAUCCAAAGCGUCCAAGUUCCCCAUGGUGGUGAAAAUCUGGUUUGAUCAUCCCUCCAGUCCACGUGUAUAA